Molecule: messenger RNA, 269 nt
Organism: Staurois parvus
Lineage: Eukaryota; Metazoa; Chordata; Amphibia; Anura; Ranidae
Source: the annotation of a GenBank genome assembly
GGCACUGAUGAGGAGGCACUGAUGAUGCUGCACUGAUAUGCAACAAUGAUGGGCACUGAUAGGCAGCACUGCUCAUGGUGGCAUACAGGGGCGGAGUGACAACUCAUGGGGCCCCCGGGCAAUAGGGGAUCAUGGGGCCCCUGUGUCCUUGCCCAAACUCAAAAAAGCCUAUGAAAAAGGUACCAGGGGCAUCUCAUGGGGCCCCCUACUUACCCCGGGCCCUCGGGCAGUGCCCAAGUUUCCAAAUGGUCAGUCUGCCCCUGGUGGCA